This is a messenger RNA of Branchiostoma floridae (Florida lancelet), 1934 nucleotides long. RefSeq names its product DNA excision repair protein ERCC-8-like. The transcript is spliced from 9 exons. Gene Ontology annotation, molecular function: protein binding. NCBI's taxonomy places the organism in Eukaryota, Metazoa, Chordata, Leptocardii, Amphioxiformes, Branchiostomatidae. Gene Ontology annotation, cellular component: Cul4A-RING E3 ubiquitin ligase complex; nucleotide-excision repair complex. Bases 141 to 1343 code for a protein of 400 amino acids. Gene Ontology annotation, biological process: transcription-coupled nucleotide-excision repair; protein polyubiquitination; proteasome-mediated ubiquitin-dependent protein catabolic process. The record is from RefSeq and is a predicted model, not a curated record.
UGUUUUAAGGUUAGAAAUUGCAUGUUGGGAUGGCAAUGGCGUUGUACGUGUGUGAAUGAUGCUGUCUUUGUUUCUUUUCGAUUUUCCUCCGUUUCUCACCAUUUUGGCUUGAUUGUUAGUGAUGUAUUGCGUGUUCUGUGAUGCUGAACUUCCUGAGUUGUCGGGAGAAUGGCACACUCGACCCGCUGGCGCUGGUUCGCGCCGAGACGACCCGCCGAACCUUCAGCCUGGAGCUGAGCAAAGAACAGGACGUGAAGAGGAUCCACGCGAGCGGCGCCAACUCACUGGACCUGGACCCGGCCGAGUCCAGAUAUCUGUUAUCCGGAGGUGCAGAUGGAGUGAUUGCUGUUUAUGACACCCACAACCUGUCAGGCACACCCAGCAGUACUGCUGAGGCUGUCUGUACAGUAGGAAGGUCCCACCGCCAUGUGCACAAGUACAGUGUGGAGACAGUCCGCUGGUACCCACACGACACCGGGCUGUUUACAUCCAGCUCCAUGGACAAGACACUGAAGGUGUGGGACACCAAUGCCCUGCUGCCUGCCGAGGUCUUCCAGUUCGAGGGCACGGUGUACUCACACGCCAUGUCUCCUGUAGCCAAGAAACACUGCCUCAUCGCAGUUGCUACCAUGACCUCCAUUGUGACCCUAUGUGAUCUGAAGUCUGGGUCAUCCACACACAUACUGAAGGGUCACCGAGCAGCGGUGAAGUGUGCCCGCUGGUCUCCCAGGAACCCGUACCUGCUGGCCACGGGCAGCCAGGACAACAAGGUACUGCUGUGGGACGUGCGGAGUGCCAAGAGCAGCCUCAUGUCACUGGACCAGCACAAUGGGGAGCUGGCAACCAGCACUGCGGCAGUGAACACUGCCCAUAACGGCCAUGUGAACGGUUUGUGCUUCACACCUGAGGGGCUCCACCUCCUGAGCUUUGGCACUGACCACCGGCUCAGACUGUGGGACACGGCUACUGGCAGGAACACACUGGUGAACUACGGGAAAAUCUGCAAUGAUAGUAAGAAGUCUGUUCAGUUCACGGUCUCGCGUGGCUCGUCCCCUGACGUGGUGUUCGUUCCGGACGACAGUUCCAUCGCGAUGUUUGACGUGUUCGGCGGGACCAGUCUACACCGGUUGGUGGGGCACUACAACUACGUGCAAUGCUGUGUCUUCAACCCUGAUACUCAGGAGCUGUACAGUGGGGGGAGUGACAGUAACAUCCUGGUGUGGGUGCCAGAUCUGGGCAGGGGGGAGGAUUAUGAAGAGUCCAAAAAACAGAAAGCAGAGCCAAGCCAGAGAAGCCAGAAUCUCCAGGCAUAUCAGGACACAUGGAGCAGUGAUGAGGAUUGAAGGGGACUUUCAUUGUGCAUUGUGGAGGAUGGCAUGUUUUAGGGAUGGUGCAGAAAUGAACCUCAGGGAAUCUGGAGUAGAAUUAAAAGUACAAGAUAGUGCUUGUGUGACUAUUGCAACAGAGUAAUGUAAAAAAGAUCAAAAUGUUUCUUUUUCUGUCUUUUUUUCCCCAUACAUUCAAACUAUGUCACUUUAGUAUGUGUGCUCCCAAAAAGACUGCAUUUUGCUUCAAAGACCUAUGUAUGAAAACACAGGCUACUAUGUGUAGGCUUUGUGUUGUUUAACAAAGGCAAAUAUCAUGACAUCAGAAUCAUGAAUUGAUAAUGUUGUUGCUGUUAUUUUAAGUAUUGAAAGAAAACCCUGUCAUUUGAUCAUUGCUGUCUUUUCAGGUAAUUCUACAGAGUACUGCAUUUGUAUGGAUGGUUUAGUAUAAAAAUGGCUUGAAACUGUUUCUGUUAUUUAUUGCAAUGACUUUGUGAAAUAAACACCUGAACAACAUCAUCAAACAACCGUUGAACAUGUUAGGGUAUUGCAGGUAUAUAUUUAUCCAUUUCCAAACAAAAAAAUAAAAGAUGCAUACAAUUUAUACAU